This is a messenger RNA of Seriola dumerili (greater amberjack), 2318 nucleotides long. RefSeq names its product specifically androgen-regulated gene protein-like. NCBI's taxonomy places the organism in Eukaryota, Metazoa, Chordata, Actinopteri, Carangiformes, Carangidae. The coding region runs from base 207 to 1976 and encodes 589 amino acids. The record is from RefSeq and is a predicted model, not a curated record. The transcript has 4 exons.
GAGAGGAGAGAGGUGCACCGCCACUAUGGACUGAGACCUGAAAACAACUCUUAUUUUUUUAUUUUUUUUUAGCAGCUGUUACAUUUAACCGAGACGUCAUUUCCCCAACAGCCCCGAGUCUUCCUCACGUUGACUCUUGGUGAGAUUUACACAAUUAAAACAGGACCGCGAGGCCCAAGUCCUGCUCUCAUCCUCUUCCUUGUGCAAUGCCGAAGAGUGACACGUGGCCAGGCGGCGUUGCCAUGGAAUCCUUGAGCAAUAUGGACAGUGCUGGGAGCUGCGACAGUGUAAUCAGCAUGAACUCUGGCUGUAGUGAAGAUAGUAUGGAGCAUUUAUCUGCAGAGGAGAGGGCGUGUCUCAUGUAUCUGGAGGAAACCAUUGAGGCGCUGGAGGUGCAAGAGGACAGCGGCUUAUCCAAUGAUGAAGAAACUGGGUUACAGGCAGAAGAAAUAGGUUGGCCGAAAGAAGACGACAUUUCCAUUUUCAAGUCUGAUGAGUUUGGAAGAGCUGACCAUCAUGCUGUGAAUCAAACCUCUGAACCACAGUCCUUUCCUGUUUCAGCAGCUAACACAAAAGGUCUCAUCUCAACACCACUGAGCUUGACUCAACCCAAACCUCCUGACACUGAAUCAGUCCCUCCAUCAGCUACUCGGACUCGGGUGCUGUGUAUAUCCACGGAUGGAGAUGCCAAACCAAAGAUUGUCACGAGUACCGAGCUUUGCUCAGGUCAGUCCACUAAGGCCUCUGAAAUAAAUCUGGGUUUGAUCCCUCCUCCCUCAGACUUCAUGGAUGUACCAUACCCUCAUGCACAACCAAAGAAAGUCCAAGACCAUCUUCCACCUGCAGGGAUAUCCUGUAACAAGCCAGGAGCAACUAUUGACUUGGAGAAGCUACGUCAGAGAGCCUCUGCGAAGAGAACCCAGGGCACUCCAAACAUGGCCCCACCUGAAGUGUCCCCCACCCAGAGUCCACCAGCCAUCACCUCUGGCCACCAGUUGAGUCCUCCCACCGAGGCUGCUGAGCCCAGAGGGCCACCUGCUGUGGCCCCUAAGCCCAAGAAGCUUCCUCCCAACAUUAUACUGAAGUCACACAAGGCAGCAGUGGCUGGCUCUGAUGGCAGCUCGGGACAUUCGGUCCCCGCUAGCAGUGACCGGGUGUUGAUGGACCCUCAGAGGGUCCGCUUUGAGGCUCUCCGAAAGCUUGGCCUGCUAAAAGGCGAUGAGGCAGAUUCAGGUCCUGCCCUGAGCCCAAAACUUUCUCCCAAAACUCAAAGAUCAUGGGGAGCUCCUCCUUCUCCACUCAGCCCAGCAGCUCCACAUACACCCCCCUUGACACCAUCUAACACAUCUGUCAACAGCCCACCUCGUGCCUCUGUCUCUCUACAGUCUCCUGCUGUGUCACCAUCAGCUAAUUCUACAGCUCCUGAUAUUCUCCCAGCACCUGCUGCCUUCAGUGACCCCCUCGCACCUCUGCCGUCAGAUAAUGAACUGUCUGCUGUCAAAGAUGUUUCAGAGGCUGAAGUUAAUGCACAGGUGACUACGCCUCCUUUCACCCCUCCUACCCUGACCAAGCAGUUAAUGCCAUUCAAGAUCAUAGGUGUUAAAUCAGCCACCCUGGAGCGCUCUGGUCUGGGUCUAAGCAGCUAUAUGGCAAGUCAAGACUCCAGUGAGGCCGGUAAGGGUGUCAGCGGCGAGCUGAGUCCCAGCCAUCUGCGUAACAAUCGGCCACGCCCCGCCUCUCUGGGGAGCAGGAAGGAGUUUUCAAGUGCUCAGGGAGAGGGUUUGCAGCCAGGACGUGCCAAGAGUCAAGAGCCGAACUCAAGGAGGUCAAUGCCUGCCCACACCGCCUUCCAGCACUCUGGAGACUCUCAGAAGCUGCCUCGAUCGCAAGGCAUCAGUGUGCUGAUCUGCCCUCGUGCAGAAAAUGAGGAGGACCGCCGUGAGGCCUUGAAGAAGCUGGGGCUGCUGAGGGACUAAUGCAUCGCCACUACAUCUUACACCUCAUCUAACUGCCACAGAAUCCCUUCAGACACUUUAUUUCAUACACAAUUGAUGAAGGCAUUACAAACCUUUCGGGAAGCAGCUUAACCACAUAUUUAUGCAUGUUUCAUUUUACUGAUUUAAGCUAUUAUAACCAGAGACUGCCUCAUAUGACUUGGAUACUGUCAUGCCCACACUUUCAUCUACUUGUUACUGAUAUUGUACAGUCAUAUGUACAGUGUUUUGUUUCUCAUUCGACUGGCAAUCAAGGACUUUUUGGAUAUUCCUGACUCUCUCACUGUUCCUCUGGUUUUUGUAAAUUAAAUACUGUUACUUGUA